AUGGAUCUAGGAGUUUACCAACUGAGACAUUUUUCAAUUUCUUUCUUGUCAUCCUUGCUGGGGACUGAAAACGCCUCUGUGAGACUUGACAAUAGCUCCUCUGGUGCAAGUGUGGUAGCUAUUGACAACAAAAUCGAGCAAGCUAUGGAUCUGGUGAAAAGCCAUUUGAUGUAUGCCGUUAGAGAGGAAGUGGAGGUGCUCAAAGAGCAAAUCAAAGAACUAAUAGAGAAAAACUCCCAGCUGGAGCAGGAAAACAAUCUGCUGAAGACACUGGCCAGCCCAGACAAAGAUGGGAUAAAGGGCAUGGUUGCCCCACAUGUGCCUCUGGUUCCAGAUGGCUUCGGGGUGCUCGCUGCUCAGCUGAUGGAGCAGGCAAGACAAUACUGA
Messenger RNA from Hipposideros armiger (great roundleaf bat), 387 nucleotides. RefSeq names its product TSC22 domain family protein 1-like. Gene Ontology annotation, biological process: regulation of transcription by RNA polymerase II. The transcript has 4 exons. The record is from RefSeq and is a predicted model, not a curated record. NCBI's taxonomy places the organism in Eukaryota, Metazoa, Chordata, Mammalia, Chiroptera, Hipposideridae. Bases 1 to 387 code for a protein of 128 amino acids.